This is a messenger RNA of Cladocopium goreaui, 3009 nucleotides long. The record is from the annotation of a GenBank genome assembly. NCBI's taxonomy places the organism in Eukaryota, Dinophyceae, Suessiales, Symbiodiniaceae.
AUGAACGUCUUCCAGAAGCUGGAGAUGCGCAGAUGCGGUGCAACUCCUGCCUUCUCACCUGCCCACCUCAACUGUCUGCGGCUGACACGAAGGUGGUCCUUCCCCAAUUUCGGCAAACAGUUUCAAGGCAGUCGGCAGAUCAGGAAGCUUCUGCUUCUGGGGCCUGACGUUGUCUGCGUGAUGCUACAUUGCGACGCGGAAGUGUGGCAGGUUACCGGGACGGGCACGGACUCGACUCUCCAAUGGCUCAUGGGUCUUCGAGUCUUGGCAAUGGAGAAGAUCGUCAAAGUGCUACACCUCAGAAAGAGCGGCGUUGUUCUGGUCUACUACACUGUGGGUCGGAGGAUGGAUGGUGUAGAUCCAAUCAGCCCCUUUUGCCGUGUUCGUAUCUUGGAGGUUCAAGCAAUGCAAAGAGGUGAACGGCAAGAACGGGAUUGCCAACUGCGGGAGACUGAAAGCAGAGACCUGGUCCACGACACAUGGAACGAUUGUCUGUGGCUGGUGGAAGAGUCUGACAUCUCCUGCUGGGAUGAUGAGACCUUGCAGCCUCGCUUCCGCAUCCAGGAGGAGCCGAACUUGAGAAAGCUGCGAUUUGGUCUUGGUUCUUUCGCCCAAAUUGCCGGCUCUCGCGUCUCUUUCUUCAGCCCAGACAAUGGCAUGGUAGUUGGCAAGGCUGCCCUACCGACAGGCACCAUGCAAAUCGUGGAAGUGCUGCGGGACACGCUGUUGCUAUGCAAACGAGAGCACGCCGUAGCUCUCUUGGUCCAGGAGCAACAGAUUCUAUGCAGCCUGGAUGAAACGCAGGAUUGGAUGCCUGAACGUGUUCGGGGUCUGCCAUUGGUUGACACUUUCCUCGCAGUGUUUCCGAAGAAAGUGCAGAUUUGGCAUUACUUGCACGAUGGAGGUCUGUGUUGGCGCGGCCGAGAAAUUGAUGCUGAUGGCUGCCUCAUCGAUGCCUCCAUCAGCUCGGCGCUGUUUCCCAUCGAAAAACCCUGCCGUGGCGGUUACAGCUGCGACUUGAAUCUCUUGGACUUCUCCUGCGGCCAUGCAGAGCGCAGGGAGAAUCCCAUUUCAAUUCUUCGCAAUUUGUGCCAUCGUCGAGUCAUGGGAGGUGGAGUGUGGCAGGUACGAGCCAAUCUUCAAGCAGGUGUCGUGCUGGUACUUGGGCAAGCGGAUUUGACGUGCUACGCGCCAGUACCCAAGAAGGCUUCCUUUGACGAUGAGAUUCUCAAGGAGAGAUGUCAGAUUCAAGUGGCAGCCUCGGAGGUUUUGUUUGAGUGUGGAUUGGAGGAUACCCACGAAAGCCACAUGGAGAAGCGAGUGCGUCAGGACGGAACUGGUUGCCGAAUGGUUUUUGAAGCUGCCGAAGCUGCCGAAAGUGUCUGCAGUUCCCAAUGGCUGAGUCGCUGGCUGAUUUGGCACUUGGCACUUGGCACUGACAAGGAGUUUUCAAAGACGGCUUUUUUUGCUGUGCUUCCGACAGAGGACUCCGAGCUAUCAGAGGAUGGUCCACACCUGAGGAAUGAUGGAGAUCCUGAGGACAAGGUGAAGACCCCACACACCAGCUAUGCACAAGAUGCCCGAGAACUUUCUGGAAUACCGGAGGUUUCCUUUGAGGAAACCAUGCAGGUAGAAGGUGGCAAGAAGAGCAUCCACAUGCAGCAGGCCAUGUUUCAGAACUCUGCAGACAUGAAGCAGGCUGUUCGCGCUGAGCUAAUGAAAGAAAAGGGUUACGACGUCAAGAACUUCUACAAGCAAAGCGGCUUGUUUCAGAGGAUAGCACGUCAUACGUGGUUUGAUAACAUCACAAUCUGUGUCAUUGGCCUCUACGCUGUUUGGAUGGCUAUCGAUACGGAUCUGAAUCAAGCCGAAGUGAUCACAGAGGCCGAUCCCAUCUUCUUUGUGGCGGAGCAGAUCUUUUGCAGCUUCUUCACGGUGGAGCUGGCAAUUCGCUUCCUUGCUUUCCAGAACAAACUCAAUUGUCUCAGAGACGCCUGGUUUGUCUUUGACCUGCUGCUGGUUGUGAGCAUGAUUCUGGAAACCUGGGUGAUGACACUGGUCUUAUACUUCACUGGAGAAGGAAGUACCAGUGGUUUGCUGGGCAAUGCAUCAAUCUUGCGACUAGCAAGGUUAAUGCGCUUGUCACGUCUCUUCCGGAUGGUCAGAUUAUUGAGGAUGGUGCCAGAGCUUCUCAUUCUGGUGAAGGCCAUUGCUGCUGCCAUGCGAUCUGUGGGCUUCACCCUGCUGUUGCUGGUCAUCGUUCUCUAUGUCUUCGGCAUCGGAUUUACGCAGUUGCUGUCCUCCAUUUUUUUGGACCAAGCCAUAGAUGUAGACAUCGGGGCAUCGGCCGGUGCAGAUUUCGCAGGAAGCGACCUUGGGAGUGACAAGGAUGGUGGGCCUUUCCGAGGUGUUCUCAUCUCCAUGCAGAGUUUAUUUCUUCAUGCCACUCUUUUGGACUCGAUCUCGGAACUGGUCAGCGAUUUCAUUGUCCAAGAGCAGUUCUUGGCACUGGCUUUGCUGUAUGCAUUCCUGAUUCUGUCCGCCAUCACGAUCACCAACAUGCUUAUCGGGGUGAUUUGCGAGGUGAUCACUGCGGUGGCAGCUGCAGAGAAAGAAGCCAUCCAAAUCACUUGGGUCAGGGAGACCUUGAAGCGGAUGAUGGGUGGAAGUGAUGCCAACGAAGACGGCAAGUUGCAGAAGCAGGAGUUUUUUCAAAUCGCGAAGGACAAAGAUGCGGUCAAAGCUUUGAAGGCACUCGGGGUUGACGUCUUGACUCUGAUUGAGUUUGCUGACAUCAUAUUCGAGAACCUUGAGGAGGGGCAGGAUGAUUCGACAUCCGAGCUUUCUUUCUCUGACUUCAUGGAGGUGAUUUUGCAGUUCCGGGGCACGAAUACAGCGACCGUCAAAGAUAUGGUGGACUUGCGGAAGUGGUUUGUUCUUCAGUAUCGACAAAUGCUGAGAGCGGACCUGGAGGAAAUUCUUGUUGGCAAGGUGGGAACUUGGAUGUGA